This is a messenger RNA of Eremothecium cymbalariae DBVPG#7215, 1119 nucleotides long. RefSeq names its product saccharopine dehydrogenase (NAD+, L-lysine-forming) (gene LYS1). The record is from RefSeq and is a predicted model, not a curated record. Lineage: Eukaryota; Fungi; Ascomycota; Saccharomycetes; Saccharomycetales; Saccharomycetaceae. Gene Ontology annotation, molecular function: saccharopine dehydrogenase (NAD+, L-lysine-forming) activity. The transcript has a single exon. Gene Ontology annotation, cellular component: cytoplasm. Bases 1 to 1119 code for a protein of 372 amino acids.
AUGGGUGUAACGUUACAUUUGAGGGCGGAAACCAAGGCAUUGGAGGCUCGUGCAGCUCUGACACCGAGUGUGGUACGUAAGCUUUUAGAUAAGGGCUUUAAGAUAUAUGUAGAGGAGAGUGCGCAGUCUACAUUCAGAAAGGAAGAGUAUGAGGAGGCAGGAGCUGAGAUUGUAGAUGCAGGAUCGUGGCAGGAGGCAGACAAGGACAGGAUUAUAAUAGGGUUGAAGGAGAUGCCGGAGACGGAUACGUUUCCACUUGUACAUGAGCAUAUUCAAUUUGCGCAUUGUUAUAAGGAUCAGGCUGGCUGGCGUGAGGUUCUUGGACGUUUUAAACGGGGCCAAGGUCUUCUAUAUGAUCUUGAGUUCUUAGAGGACGAUCAGGGUAGACGGGUUGCAGCUUUUGGGUUUUAUGCGGGGUUUGCUGGGGCCGCGGUGGGAUUGAGAGAUUGGGCGUUUAAGCAUACGCAUGCUGAUUCCGAGGAGCUGCCUGCAUUAACACCUUAUCCGAAUGAACAGGCAUUGGUGGCAGAUGUUGUUGCUGACUGUCGUGCUGCUUUUAAAACGGGAGCGAAGCAGCCAACCGUGUUGAUUAUUGGUGCGUUAGGCAGGUGUGGUAGCGGAGCAGUUGAUCUGCUGCGCAAGUGUGGGAUUCCAGAUGAAAAUAUUCUCAAAUGGGAUAUGGACGAAACUAAGCAUGGUGGUCCAUUCAAAGAAAUUGCCCGUGCGGAUAUAUUCAUCAACUGCAUAUAUUUGUCAAAGGCCAUCCCGCCAUUUAUAAACAUGGAACUGUUGAAUGAUCCUGAACGGAAUUUGAGAACUGUAGUUGAUGUUUCAGCAGACACAACAAAUGUUCAUAACCCUAUUCCAAUUUACAGUAUUUCUACUGUAUUUAACAAGCCGACAGUUGUAGUUCCUACCACAGCGGGGCCCAAGCUUUCGGUUGUUUCGAUAGACCACUUGCCAUCCAUGUUGCCUAGAGAGGCAUCGGAAGCAUUUGUUAAUGAUCUGCUUCCUCAUCUAGAAACGCUCACUGAAAGAGAUACCGCACCUGUAUGGGUGAGGGCGAAGCAGUUGUUUGAAAAGCAUUGCUCGCGCUUAGAUCGGGAACAGAUGCUCUGA